AUGAAAGAGGACCCAUCCAUCGAAACUUCCGCCGAGCGCAUCGCCGUCGAGCGAGGCACGGACAAGAGCCCACUUUCGGAGAUCUCAACAGUCACCCACGAUGGCGAAAAAGACACUUCCGCCGAGAAGGAGGGAGGCCUCGCUGCUAUACUCACAGUCAUCGGCUCAGGACUGGUCUACUUCGCGUCCUUUGGCUUUAUGAAUAGCUAUGGGUACUUUCAAGACUACUAUCAGACCGACUAUCUGGCCAACUACUCGUCUUCGACCAUUGCUUUCAUCGGGACGCUGCAGAUCUCGCUGAUGUACUUCGUGGGACCGGUCGUCGGUGCGGCGUUUGAUCGAUGGGGAUUGAAGUGGCUGUAUCCGAUCGGACUUGUAGGCUGUUGUGGUUCCAUGCUCGGACUUUCAUUCUCGCAGCGCGGCCAGAUCUACCAGCAGUUCCUCUCGCAGGGCAUCCUCUUCGGUUUGUCCGUAUCGUUCGGUGUGCAGCCAGCAUUGGCCGUAAUAGGCCAGCACUUCAAGAAACACCGUGCAAUGGCAAUGGGCCUCGCGGCAGGCGGCUCGAGCAUCGGUGGCGUCUGUCUGCCCAUCAUGUUCGCUCGCAUGGUCCCCAGAAUCGGUUUCGCCUGGACAAUCAGACUCGCAACGCUAAUUUUCUUCUGCUGUUUUAUGGGCGCUAUGCUGUUGUCUCGGACCAAGGUACCUCCUUCCGGAAGUGCUGAUGUUGUUCGAAAGCCUCUACGCUUGGGAACGCUCUUCGACUUCGCAGGGUACAAAGAUCCUAGGUACCUUGUUUUGGCCAUUGGUUGCUUCACUGCGAGCUUGGGACUGUAUGUUCCAUACUACUACGUUGAAAGCUACACCCUACUUCAAUAUCCCGAUUCAUCCAUCCACAGCUACCUUCUACCUCUGAUCAACGGCCUCAGCUUUUUCGGCCGCAUCAUGGGCGGCUUCGUUGCGGACAGAAUCGGCAGACUAAACCUUCUCUAUCCGAUGGCCUUCGUCUCAGGAGUAUUCAGCUUGGCCAUGUGGUUGCCAGCUAAUAAUGUCGCGACGAUCAUUGCUUUCGUCUGCCUCUAUGGCUUUUCGUCCGGCAUCUUCAUCAGCGUCAUGCCGGCGGUCGUCGCUCAGAUCUCGCCAGACGACAAAAUCGGCGCAAGGAUUGGUGCGUUGUUCACGCUUGCGGGUGUGGCUACUUUGAUUGGCACUCCGAUUGCUGGCAGUCUCGUGGAUAGAGACGCGGUAGAUGGAUACAGGAGCUUGAUUCUCUUU
This is a messenger RNA of Zymoseptoria tritici IPO323, 1272 nucleotides long. RefSeq lists its product as uncharacterized. Gene Ontology annotation, cellular component: fungal-type vacuole membrane. Gene Ontology annotation, molecular function: transmembrane transporter activity. The annotation marks the transcript as partial. NCBI's taxonomy places the organism in Eukaryota, Fungi, Ascomycota, Dothideomycetes, Mycosphaerellales, Mycosphaerellaceae. The record is from RefSeq and is a predicted model, not a curated record. Gene Ontology annotation, biological process: transmembrane transport. The transcript has 4 exons.